Heterobilharzia americana is the source of this 1771-nucleotide messenger RNA. Lineage: Eukaryota; Metazoa; Platyhelminthes; Trematoda; Strigeidida; Schistosomatidae. The record is from the annotation of a GenBank genome assembly.
UAAAGUGUUGAUUGCACCAGAAAAGUUAUAAAAUAAUUAUCAAAUCAUAUUUCAGUAUAACUAACUAGACUAUUUGUUUAAUACCAUAAAAACAAGUAAAAUUGAACAUACUUUAAACCAGUGCAUGCAUAAAGUAAUAGCUAAUUGUUGGUCUCUCUUUCUUUCUUCAUAUCGAAUCAACUCAAAUCACCAUUCUAAAUUGUAUCUCUAUUAUACUAAACUAACUGUAUAUAAAUUGUUAGAUUGAAUCAUAGAGAAAUAUACUUCGACAUAAGACUCAAAUGAUUAUCUUAUGCCUUGAAAGACUAUAUAGAAAAUCAUAUAAAAAUAAUGUAAUCAAAAGUGUAAUUUUGGGAAUUUAUUUAUUUAUAAUAUUGCUCAUAGUGCAUCGAUUGUUUAAUCCACUUUAUAAAUACAAAAAUUACAGAAAUCUAUUUUCAUUUGAACGUUAUCAUGAAGUAAAACGUAUAUGUGAAUACUUAUUCAAAAAUCCUGUGGAAAAUUCUAGUCAUGGAGUUGUUGAAAGCAUUCAGACAAAUUGGAAUCAAGACUAUUCAAGUCUAUCAAAUCCAAGUACUUGUAAAGAGUUCAAGUUAUUUCAAGGAUAUACUGUCCAUUCCUCUAUGGAAGAAGAACAAUUUCCACUCGCAUUCAGCUUAUCUGUCCAUGAAAACAUUAGACAAGUAUCUCGUCUUCUUCGAUUGAUUUACAGACCACAAAACUUGUACUGUAUCCAUGUGGAUUCUAAAUCUCCACAACAGUUUUAUGAUGAAGUGAUGGAGAUGGCUAAAUGCUUUGGUUCUAAUGUUAUGGUAGUCAACCGGUCAGAGAGUGUUGAUGUUCAAUGGGGCUAUUAUUCCAUACUUGAGGUGUUUCUACUGUGUGCAGAUAAACUAAUGAAGAAUACUAAAUAUAUGUGGAAGUAUAUUCUAAAUGUGAGUGGACAGGAACUACCCCUGAGAACAAAUUGGGAAUUGGUAGCAGCACUGAAAGCAAUAAAUGGAUCGAAUGUUGUUGAAGGUCUUGGUCCCAGACAUAAUCCAUCACGAUGGCCUCAAAAAAACUUUUCAUUUCCUAUUAUUUGGAAUAAAGGCAGUUUUUAUAUGGCCUUAAAACGGGAAUUUGUUCAUUUCUAUCAAACUGAUUCAAAAGCGAACGAAAUACUUAAUGCUAUAAAGGCAGAAAGGCAUUUACAAAAGCAUCCAGAUGAAUUAUUUUUUCCUACACUUACUCAUAAUCCAAAAAUUGGUGCACCAGGUGCUUGUAAAGAAAUUCAUGAAACUGAUUAUUCUGAUCCACGGAAAAGAUUUGUUGCACGUUAUGUCACAUGGUUUGAAGAAGGCUGUAAAAGUUCAAGGGUUCGUCGUGCUGUGUGUAUUAUAGGUGCAGCUAACCUACCAUAUAUACCAUCACGUCUGGAAUUCUUCGCUAACAAGUUUCAUGCCGAUUUUGAACCUAUUGCUUACGAUUGUACAGAAUAUUAUAUUAUGAAAAAGGUAUUAAAAGAAAUGCGAACUAACCGACUUGAUCCAAACUUUAAUCUUACUCAUUAUACUCAACUACAUUGUUCACAGAAUCAUAUAUAGUUUCAACAGAAAACUGUUUACUUUUGUAGGUAAUACUUCUACUGACUUCUUACAACAAGUAUGCAUGAAGUUUCUGUUGUCUCCAGAGUCAUUUUUGUUGGAAAGAUUAUUUCGCCUUCUUUUAAGUCACUUAAAAUUAUUGUAAAGCAAUAUGCAGUCGCAUUAAACCAGAUAUUUUAUUAUUA